Molecule: messenger RNA, 1974 nt
Organism: Desarmillaria tabescens
Lineage: Eukaryota; Fungi; Basidiomycota; Agaricomycetes; Agaricales; Physalacriaceae
Product: MFS general substrate transporter
Exons: 14
Coding region: 392-1897 (501 amino acids)
Biological process (GO): transmembrane transport
Molecular function (GO): transmembrane transporter activity
Source: RefSeq, a predicted model, not a curated record
GCCAGAACGACGCGAUCAUGUUGACUUCGCCCAUUGCGUCGGAAAGCCGAGGAAUAACCGGUGAGGAAUCCGGAAAGUACAACGCUAAAUUUCACAUGGAUAUUGAUGCUUUUGGGAGCCGUCAGCUGAAUUUAACUUCUUUCCACAGAGAUGCUAGCUAAACUGAAGUUUAUUUCUCAUAACCGGUGCUCUGGGUCAUCCAAGGAUGACAUUGGGCAAUGGCUUGGCUCCCUCUACAAGGAAAAUUGGGGCAAAGUGUACUAUGCAGGCUACUUAAUAGUCUCCUUUGCUUCGGCUAUUGCUCACGCUUAAAGCCUCUGGAAUUAUCAGCGUUUCUACGUGCACCUUGUUUCAUACGAAGUCACCCAUCUGCACUUUACUGUGGAUACACAUGUCGCUGUCUGAAGUCCGCGAAUCCGAUUCUCACUCAAGUUUGACGGCAUCGCCGUCGGUUGUUGCUACUUGUCAGUAUCCGGAAAAUACAAGUACCAAGGAACUGGAAUGGGAUGGACCCAAUGAUCCAGGCAAUCCUCGUAACUGGAGCAACCGAAGACGUUGGACCGUUACAUUGGUUGUCAGUCUUUUUACGUUCAUAAGCCCAGUGGCUUCAUCUAUAUCAUCCCCUGCAUUGCCUAUUAUCUCUGAUGCGCUCGAUAUCCCUCACGACUCGAUUUUGCAAAAUAUGUCACUCUCCAUUUUUGUCCUAGCAUAUGCACUUGGACCUUUAAUAUGGGGACCGAUGUCCGAAUUAUGUGGUCGUCUCAUAGUUCUACAGGUAUCUAAUAUCUGGUUCCUAGUGUUCAAUACCAUGUGCUCUAUCGCCAAGACACCUACACAAAUGUUAAUUUUCAGAUUCCUCGCCGGUUUCGGUGGUGCUGCUCCCCAGUCCGUCGGUGGUGGUGUUGUGGGUGAUCUUUGGUCCCCAGAGGAGAGGGGAAUGGCGAUGAGUCUUUACUCCCUUGCUCCAUUAGUCGGACCUUCCACCGGCCCUUUAGUUGGUGGAUGGAUAGCCUCACGGGUCCGGUGGGAGUGGGUCUUUUGGAGCGUCAGCAUCGCUGACGCUAUUCUACAAAUCGCGGGCUUCAUCUUCCUAGAAGAGACCUAUGUUCCAGAGCUGCAGAAGCGCAGGGCUCGCGCUCUCAGGAAGUCGACCGGCAAUGUCAUGAUUCGUUCGCGGUUCGAGCAGCCUAACCGACAUUGGACGAGUGUUAUGACCCAAGGAAUGAUUAAGCCGCUCAAGUUUCUGGCCACGGAACCUAUUGUACAGGUCUUUGCCCUGUAUAUGGCUGUCCUAUAUGGCGUGUUGUAUCUCAGUCUCUCGUCUUUCGUCAAGGUAUACACUGAUCAAUAUUACGAAAACACAGGAAUUGCGGGGUUGCACUACCUCGCAAUCGCCUUGGGAUCCACGGUCGGAGGACAAGUUGGUGCACGCGUCUUGAAUAAGAUUUACGCGCGACUGAAAGUCAAAAAUGGCGGGAUUGGCACCCCUGAAAUGAGAUUACCACUUUUGAUGGUUUCUGCGACGACACUUCCGAUUGGAUUGUUGAUAUACGGGUGGACCGCCAACGCACGUAUCUUUUGGAUUCUUCCUGACAUAGGCGUAUUUAUAUAUUCUAUCGGGAUCGGCGGCAACUGGACGUGCAUACAGACCUAUCUUGUGGAUAACUAUGCACUCCACGCUGCCAGUGCGAUCUCAGGAGUCUCGUCGUUCAGAGCCUUCGCUGGGUUUGGAUUUCCUCUCUUCGCUGACAAAAUGUACGAGAAACUUGGUGACGGCUGGGGUAACUCCAUCCUGGCUUUGAUUUGCUUGGUCAUUGGCUGCCCGGCGCCUUUUAUAUUCUAUAGAUAUGGUUCCCAGUUACGAGCGCAGAGCAAGGCAACUUCCGUCGAACAAUGAUAUCCUUUACUCACCAACCUGUAUUAUGUUUUCCCCUAAUUUACCACGGCGGGCUUCCGUUCCGCCUUUCUCUCACA